GACGCGCUCCGCACCCUGCCUGGACGGCCGCCACUGGAUUCCAAGGAUGUGGGCUCGACCGCCUCAACGGGGGUCGCCGGAAGUCAGCGCGGGCGUCACGGCUGCCAAUAUGGAGCUUCCGUCGGCAGCGGCCGUUGCUGCUGUCCGCGCCGGCCGUUGCUGCUAGCGGAGCCCGCCGUUGCUGCCAUCGCGCUCGCCGCUGCUAUCGGAGGCGCCCACCAUUAGUGCCAUCCGCGCCCGUUGCUGCCGGGCGCUACAAACUUCAGUCGUUGUUGCUACGAACUCUGGCCGCUGUUGCUCCAAAAUCCGGCCACCGUUGCUGCGAAGGCCGGCAGCUGGUGCUACAAAGGACGGGCAGCGCGGCUACAUGGAGUAGGCGGCGCUGCUGCAAAGGGCCGGCAGCGCUGCUACAUGGAGCGGGCGGCGCGGCUACAUGGAGCCAGCGGCGCUGCUGCAAAGGGCCGGCGGCUCCGACUACAUGGAGCAUGCGGCGCUGCUACAUGGAGCGGGCGGCGCUGCUGCAAAGGGCCGGCCGCGCUGCUACAUGGAGCGGGCGGCGCUGCUGCAAAGGGCCGGCCGCGCUGCUACAUGGAGCCGCCGACGCUGCUACGACGGGUCGGAGGUGCUGCUACAUGGAGCUGGCAGUGCUGCUGUGAAGGUCGGCCGCCGGCCGCCGAUGCUACGACGGGCGGACAGAGCUGCUACAUGGAGCUGGUGGAGCUGCUGCGAAGGUUGGCCGCCGAUGCUUCAACGGCGGUCGGGCGGCGCUGCUGCGACGGCCGCCGGUGCACAUGGAGCGGGGCGGUGAUGCGACGCCAUGUCGUCGGAACGUCAAGAGAGUACGGGUGGGUUUUUUUCCCGAGCCAGCGAGAGAAGAGAGAGAUGAAAGCGACGUGAGAGAAAGCCACAUCAACUAGGUCCACCUAGAUGAAAAGGAAAGCCAGGUUUGACCAGUAGCAGAUCGAACGGAUCCCUCGCCUUAAUCGGACGGAUGCGGACCCGGGGAUCGGAAAUCUAAUCCCCCGGGGGACGCUCAGCACUAUCCCUUCCGAUUGUAAGUUAGCGGAUCGCGAUGCUGCGUUGGAGUCGGCCGGAACCCAUAGUACCCGACGUUUUCAACCACUUUCAGUUCCCGACCUUGAUCCCAGAGAGAGACUGGUCGGAGCUGCCGCUGGACGCCAUCUCGUACAUCCUCCGCAAGCUCGACCUGGUCGAGCUCGUCAAGGGCAGCGUGGCCGCCGUGUGCAGCUCCUGGCGCCGCGCCGCGCGCCACGAGCCCGAGCUGUGGCGCCGCAUCGACAUUAGCUUCCGUUUCCCGGGCAAACUCGACGGCAUCGCCCGUCGCGCCGUGUGCCUCAGCGCGGGGCAGUGCCAGGAUUUCUGCGGCCAGCACCUGGACGACGACUUCCUGCUCUUCCUCGCCCACCGGGCACCAUUGCUGAGAUGUCUUCGCCUCAAAUUCUGCUAUAGAAUCACCGAUGAAGGAUUUGCUGCUGCCAUUACUAACUUUCCUCUGCUUGAGGAGCUUGAGCUCGAUCUGUGUCAUGGUAUAGAUGACACUGGGGUGUUUGAGCAUGUCGCCAGAUCUUGUCCACGGAUGAAGCAUAUCACAUAUACAAAAUACCUCGGCUUUGACUUUGACUUUGAUAUUACGGAUCCCAACAAUGACCGGGAAGCCCUGGCAAUCGCAAGUAUGCCGGAACUACGAACCCUGCAGCUUUUUCGUGAUAAGCUCACUAAUGCAGGGCUGGCAUCUAUCAUUGACAAUUGCCCCCACCUGGAAUCCCUCGACUUGACAGGUUGCCGCAAUAUCACCAUGGAUGAUGCCCUACGAGCUAUGUGUUCUAGGAUCAAGAAAAAAACAAUACUUCCUUCCUUCAAGGACCACCAUGCCAGUGCGAUUAAUUAUCGCCCGAUCAGGACUUUAGGAUCCAUUUAUUGGAGAGAUAUAGCAGACGCUGCAGCCAAAUACAUUGCCGGCGAUGAUUCGGUCCCCAAGGAGUCCCGUUAUUCUUACUGCUACUACCUUGGUGAGGACGAUGAGAUUAAUCUAGAAUACUAUGAUAGGAUACUGGACAAGAGCAUGCGGAGAUAUAAAAUGUAGAUGGAAUGGUAUCAUGCAGGCCCUAGAUGUUUUGAUGGAAGUGCGCAUAUGCUGCCCCUGUACUGACUUCUUGCUCACCAAUUCACUGUAUUUUGCUGCUUUGGUGUGCUCCUGUCUCGGCAAGUUUCCGCCUGGGCAUUCAUCAUCCCAUCUGCACCUGCUACACUGCUACUAUAGGUCGAGGACAUUGCUCCGUAUUUUUGUCCACAACCUUACUAUGAUGUGUGGCGGAGGUGCUACAAAUGGCAGAUGACGAAAUGGUGUUCUCGUGCUGCUACAAACGAUGCUCGAUGUUGCUACCUCUGAAAUCGGAUUUUCAGGAUUUUUGCUGCAGAUUUUUUUCAUAAUUCUAUUAUGUUGGCUACAAUUGUUAUGCGGUUU
This is a messenger RNA of Lolium perenne, 2485 nucleotides long. Its product is annotated as putative F-box/LRR-repeat protein 9. Gene Ontology annotation, molecular function: protein binding. Lineage: Eukaryota; Viridiplantae; Streptophyta; Magnoliopsida; Poales; Poaceae. The record is from RefSeq and is a predicted model, not a curated record.